This is a messenger RNA of Myotis brandtii (Brandt's bat), 936 nucleotides long. RefSeq names its product GSG1-like 2 (gene GSG1L2). NCBI's taxonomy places the organism in Eukaryota, Metazoa, Chordata, Mammalia, Chiroptera, Vespertilionidae. The record is from RefSeq and is a predicted model, not a curated record.
AUGGCCCAGGCCGGGCUGAGCCCAGCCUCCGAGGUUGUCCAGGCCUCCUUGGGCCCUGUCUGUGCCAACACUUCACAAGAAACAGCUGCCCGGCCCAGGAGAGCAGCUCCUGACCCAGGGUCUGAAGCAAACACCCAAUCGGUGAUCCGAGUUCUGUCUGCACGGCGGCAACGCAACACGCUGAAAACCACAGACAGGGCUCGGGGGCAGCAGGCACUGGCCCUCCUCCCCGUCUGCCUGGCCCUGGCCUUCUCCCUUACCACCCUGGGCAGCAGCCACUGGUGCGAGGGGACCUGGAGGGUGGCAAAGCCGCUGUGCCAGGACCACGCAGGAGGGCGGCCCUGCAUUCAUUUCAGCAGGGGCGGCAGCGACGGCAGGAAGGACAACGAGAGCCGGCUGUUAGUACAUUGGGAGAUGGGGGACGACAAGUUCACGGAGCGCAGGCUGCACGCGGAGCUCUGGCAGUCCUGCGAGGAGGGCCUCAGCUGCACAGGGGCCUGGGGCUCUUUCGCCCUCUGCGUGGUGGUGGUGGUCACGGGCAGAUACACAGCAGCCUGCCUGGAACUCACGGAGAAGCAGGAAGCACAGAACGGCAGCUGGCACUCUCAACACCCCUUCCCGGAACCCGAGGCUUUGGAAAAUGUUUGGGAAGCGGAAGCUGCUCCCAGCCUUGCAGGGCAUGUCCUGCAGCACAGAAAGCUGCACCGCGAAGGCCUGCGUGACUGUGGAAGUGGUGGCCGGUUCUCAGGACACCUGGGCAUGGGCGACCACUGUCAGCUGAUCUUCUUCAGCAGAGAGCCCGCCACCAACACCACAGCAGACCCGGAUGCCGCCUCCUCGCAAAGGAGCCUGUACCGUUGUGGGCUGGUCUUCCGACGAAGGACUUGUAAAUUGUCCAAUCACAGCAGGGCCACAGCUGCACAGUACGUCUCCUGA